This is a messenger RNA of Erpetoichthys calabaricus (reedfish), 1990 nucleotides long. It is a transcript of the gene nipal4, whose product is annotated as NIPA like domain containing 4. The transcript has 6 exons. The record is from RefSeq and is a predicted model, not a curated record. Lineage: Eukaryota; Metazoa; Chordata; Cladistia; Polypteriformes; Polypteridae. Gene Ontology annotation, biological process: magnesium ion transport. Bases 287 to 1510 code for a protein of 407 amino acids. Gene Ontology annotation, molecular function: magnesium ion transmembrane transporter activity. Gene Ontology annotation, cellular component: membrane.
UUUGCUUUGUAAUUAUCAGUCGAGUAAACAGUUCAGUGUGUUGCGCGUGAAGCUUUACGAGGUCCUGCCUGCCUCUGUGUGUGUGUGUAUAUAUAUAUGUUUUACACGUCUAUAGGAAGAACGUCGUUUCUUUUUUUUUCUUUUAUUUGGUUCUUGUUUCCAAGGCGGCUGGAAGUUUAGCCAACUUUUCUUUGCGGAUUUUGUCUGCUACUGGAAGCCUGCUGUCUGAAUGAUCAGGAUGAUUUUUUAGCAUUGACUUUUAAAUCUGAAAUCUUUUUGAGACAAGAUGAGCUACUCCGUGCAAGUGUCCAAUCAUCCGUGCGUUAAUGGAUCCCUUGUUGCUUUGUCCUGCCCAUCAAGACAAGUCCUGUGCCAGAUUGUAAAUGAGAUUGACGUUACGAUCUCCCUGGACUACCGCAACGCAUCAGUUGACCUGGCUACUUCAGGGCCCGGAUGGCGAAGUGCUGAGUUCUGCAUUGGCCUUUCCCUUGCCAUUUUUUCAUGCAUGCUCAUAGGAGGAAGUGUCAUCCUAAAAAAGAAGGCUCUAUUGAAACUGGCAAACACAGGAGGAACCAGAGCAGGUGAUGGAGGUCAUGGAUACCUGAAGGACUGGUUGUGGUGGGCUGGCUUGCUUACAAUGGGCGGAGGGGAAGCUUCUAAUUUUGCUGCAUACGUCUUUGCUCCAGCAACAGUAGUCACUCCACUUGGAGCCCUCAGCGUACUUAUAAGUGCAAUUCUGUCCUCUUAUUUCCUUGGAGAGAGUUUGAAUAUGCUGGGGAAGCUGGGGUGUGUGCUAAGCAUUUUGGGGAGCACUGUAAUGGUCAUCCAUGCCCCAGAGGAGGAAGAAGUAACAACACUGAGUGAAAUGACCUAUAAACUCCUUGAUCCUGGUUUCAUGGUCUUUGCAGUAGCCCUUCUUCUUUUGUGCUUGCUUCUGAUCUUUUACUUCUCACCACGUUACGGACAAACGAACAUCUUAAUAUACAUCGCCAUUUGUUCUAUCCUUGGAGCUUUUACUGUGUCUUCAGUCAAGGGACUCGGAAUUGCAAUAAAAGGCCUGUUUACACACGAGCCAGUGGUGCAGCACCCACUGACCUGGAUUUUAAUCGUCUCGUUGGUGGUCUCUAUUGUCACCCAAAUCAACUAUCUCAACAAGUCUCUCGAUGUGUUUAACACUUCUUUGGUUUACCCGAUCUACUAUGUGUUUUUUACGACCGUCGUUCUGACCACCUCGGUAAUUCUCUUUAAAGAGUGGAACGCAAUGUCUCCGGUUGACAUCGUGGGAACUAUAUGUGGAUUUUUCACGAUAAUCUUGGGGGUGUUCAUGCUCCACUCUUUCAAGGAUCUUCAGUUCUCUUUCGACCACCUGCCGGCAACUAUUCAGAAAAAAAGUGAGGACGAUCAAGUGGCCGAGUUUAUUAAAAUGGACGAUAAACACAUUCUCAUCGACCGAAUGGAGAACUCAGUAUUUUUGGAUGAAUCGCCUCGCGUGUUUGUUAUAUAUAGCUGAGGAUGGGUCAUCAAUGUUUUAAAUUGUAAAUUGUUUUAAUAUAGCAACAUAUUUAUAUUAUUUGCCAUGGACGGAAGCCCCAAUGAUAUGGCAAAAGUGAGGUAUUCAUUUGUUAUGAGAUUAAUGUUCUUGUGAAUGCAUUGUACAUUUUAAAUGUGUAAUUUACUGGAAGAUUUUUAAAGUGUUGUGUUUUUUUUUUUUUUUUUUAAAUACCACCCUAAAAUCUGGUCUGUAAAUAAAAAGCCAACAUGUUCACUACUUUAGCGAUUGUUCUUACCCAGUAACAAAUAUUUACCAAUGGCCAUCCAGCUAUUGUGCUGCAAGUACAAUCCGUUCAACUCUGAGUUAAUAUUUAAGUAGUGAAAUGGCCUUUCCUAACCACCCUGUUUUAAAAGUCUGCCCCCUAGUGGGAGGCAUGUUUUCUAUGUUUAAAUGCCAAUCUGGUAACAUACAAGUGCCAAUAAAAAGUAUUCAACAUCA